UCUGAAGAAGACCUUGGAAACGAGAUCGGGAUUAUCAAUGGCAUCCAUUAAUUGCUUUUGUUUUUCUUCCUGACUGUCUCUUGACAUGUUACGCAGGAAUUAAUGCUGUAGUUUUAGUGGUACAAGCGUUAUCUCUGUUGCUGUUGGGCGAUGUUGAUGUGAUGCUAUCAUAGAGGUGUCCGCAAUAUCAAGAAAUCCUCGCCUACUUGCAGUGCUUCAUGGAAACUCGUAACUGUAAGAAAUGGUUGCAUCUGGCUUCGUGUGAUUCACGAACGGCGGUGUGUGAAGGGGACAUUUGAACAAGAGUCGGUCCACUGCUGAAGUGAAGGUGACUCGCCUUGCAGUCGAAGCUAUGCGGAAAGGAGUCGCGAGCACUCAUCCGGCACUCUUGCGCGCUAAAGGUUGUCUGCGAAAUUAUCUGUUUCACCAGUAGAUUCCGAUUUGAGGUACGCGAUUGCUGUUGGUGUCGCUGCUUCUUCAGAUACAAGCGAAAAGCAAAAAAUAAACGUAGCUAAAACAAACAUAAAGGAUAAGAAAUAAACGCCAUUCUACAUCAGUUGAGGUUUUGUCAGUGGAUGUGUAUGCAUGAGUUCUGCACCGAAUGGGCGCAAGAACCGCCCCAGAUCCGCCGGGAACAUUUUUCAAAUCGGCAAGCCUCCUCCCCGGGACACGGAACGCAGAGAGAGUACGGAGAGCAGCCGAAAAGCCCAGCGUGCCGUAGGGGACUGCAGAAUGAUUGUCCAGGAGUUCAAUACACUUGUGGCCCUGUAUCGUGAACUGGUCAUUUCUAUUGGGGAGAUAUCGGUCGACUGCCCUUCCCUGCGGGUGGAAAUGCACAAGACACGAACCAAAGGAUGCGACAUGGCUCGAACCGCACACCAGAGUCUCUCCGUAAUAUCGGGCCCUGAGGAUGGGGAGAUCCACCCGGAGAUCUGUAGGCUCUUCAUCCAACUGCAGUGCUGCCUGGAGAUGUACAUCACGGAGAUGCUGAAGUCCGUCUGCCUGCUGGGCUCCCUGCAGCUGCACAGGAAAGGGAAGGACUCAAACCCAGCUCCCAGGAUCGACUGCAAGGUGGACGAGAGCUCGGACAUCCCCAUCCUAGAGGACACCUCGUCCUCGCCCAUCGACUGUCCUCAGUACAGCUGGCUUGUGUCUACAGACAUCGAGAACACGGAGCGAGACAUGAGGGAGAUGAAGAACCUUCUUAGCAAACUCAGGGAGACCAUGCCUUUACCACUGAAAAAUCAAGAUGACAGCAGUCUGCUGAAUCUGACUCCCUACCCCCUGGUCCGACAGAGGAAGAGGCGCUUCUUUGGGCUCUGCUGUCUGGUGUCCAGCUAAGAUCCUGUCCAGGGGGCACCACAUCUGUGUUACCCAUAAUUCCCCACCCAUUGGUGUCUCCCGCCACAUUACAAAAGAGUAAUAUCUGUCAACAUAUGGUAAAAGGUCAAAUUCGAAAACAUAAGGGAAAUGUUUUUAAUGCAUGUCAAUGUAUGGCCUAUAUUAAAAAAA
This is a messenger RNA of Megalops cyprinoides (Indo-Pacific tarpon), 1512 nucleotides long. It is a transcript of the gene rgs7bpa, whose product is annotated as regulator of G protein signaling 7 binding protein a. The transcript has 6 exons. Gene Ontology annotation, biological process: G protein-coupled receptor signaling pathway. Bases 586 to 1341 code for a protein of 251 amino acids. The record is from RefSeq and is a predicted model, not a curated record. NCBI's taxonomy places the organism in Eukaryota, Metazoa, Chordata, Actinopteri, Elopiformes, Megalopidae. Gene Ontology annotation, cellular component: neuron projection; postsynapse; nucleus.